CCGCUGACGCACCCUUGCUGUGGGGAAAUAGAUUCCAUCAAGAAAGCCGCCAGCCAUAUCGCCCAUGGCAUGGUAUCCUACUACACCGGAAACCACACUGGAGAUGUUCCAGGCAAUUUGCCGGAUCCUUACUACUGGUGGGAGGCCGGCGCGAUGUUCGGGGCCCUUAUAGACUAUUGGUGGUAUACCGGCGACGACGCCUACAACAAGAUCACAAUGCAGGCGAUGCUUCACCAGGUCGGAACGGAAAAGAAUUAUGAGCCUCGCAACCAAAGCCGCAGUUUGGGUAACGACGACCAGGCCUUCUGGGCCAUCAGUGCAAUGAGUGCCGUCGAGAACAAGUUUCCCGAUCCACCACCAGACCAGCCGCAGUGGCUGUACCUCGUGCAGGCUGUCUUUAACCGUCAAUCAGCACGCUGGGACAACGAAACCUGCGGCGGAGGUCUACGAUGGCAGAUCUUCAGUCUCAACAAUGGUUACCACUACAAGAACGCGAUUUCUAACGGUGCUUUCUUCCACCUAGCUGCACGUUUGGCGAGAUACACCAACGACGAGAGCUACUCCAAGUGGGCCGAUAAGGCAUGGAAAUGGAUGACCGCUAUCAAACUUAUCAGCCCUACAUUCCAGAUUUUCGAUGGAACGGAUUCUGCCGACAACUGCUCUGGUAUCAACCACAUUCAAUGGUCGUACAACAAUGGCAUCCUGCUUCUCGGUGCUGCCCACAUGUACAACCACACCAAUAGGGACCCCGUUUGGAAAGACCGUCUGUUCGGCCUUAUCAAGGGCUUCGAAGUCUUCUUCUCCCAGAAAGAGCCCAAAGGCGUCAUGAUUGAAGUCGCCUGUGAAGCCCAAGGAAACUGCAACAAUGACCAGCGUUCGUUCAAGGCUUACAUGGCCCGCUGGAUGGCCGCAACCAUGAUUAUUGCACCCGACACCAUCGAAAAGAUUAACCCCUUGCUAAGGGAAUCCGCAAAGGCAGCAGCCCUCCAAUGCAAUGGCCCAGACAACGCCUGUGGUCUCUACUGGACUAAGGGAGCGGACUGGGGCACCUCUAAGACCGGAGUCGGCGAACAAAUGGCUGCUCUGGAAGUCAUCCAAUCCAACCUGUGGUACAAAAAACAGGCCUCUGGUCCCGCAAACAGUAAGACGGGUACCAGUAAGGGUGAUCCUAAUGCCGGUAACGACGCAGGUAACAACCAAACGAAGCAACCAUCCGAAAUCAAUUCCGGAGACAGAGCAGGCGCCGGUAUCCUGACCACUCUCAUCCUCCUGGGAAUUGCCGGAGGUGUCUGGUGGAUGGUAUCAUAA
Messenger RNA from Trichophyton verrucosum HKI 0517, 1308 nucleotides. RefSeq names its product glycosyl hydrolase, putative. NCBI's taxonomy places the organism in Eukaryota, Fungi, Ascomycota, Eurotiomycetes, Onygenales, Arthrodermataceae. The transcript has 2 exons. Gene Ontology annotation, biological process: carbohydrate catabolic process; fungal-type cell wall biogenesis. The record is from RefSeq and is a predicted model, not a curated record. The annotation marks the transcript as partial. Gene Ontology annotation, molecular function: mannan endo-1,6-alpha-mannosidase activity.